AUGGUUUGGCUUAGGUAUCUAAUAAUUCAGAUCAGUAUAUUAGCAUCAUUUUCAACUGCAGUCCAUUUAAAUUUAAAUGUCACGUCUUCAUUACAAAAUGCCGCUUCGUUAGUUGCCGUUGGAUUAAUGGAUUAUUAUAAUGGUGACCAGUAUGGUCAAACUAUUGGUAUGUUUUCUAAUCCAUACUACUGGUGGGAAGCUGGUGGUGCUUGGGGAUGUAUGAUAGAUUAUUGGUAUUUUAUGCAAAAUGAUACUUAUAAUGAUAUUAUAUCGCAGGCUUUAUUAUAUCAAACAGGUGAUCGCAACGAUUAUAUUCCCUUGAAUCAAUCAACGACUGAGGGUAAUGAUGAUCAAGCUUUCUGGGGGAUUACCGUAAUGUCAGCAGCAGAACGUAACUUUACAAAUCCACCACCAGAUAAACCACAGUGGCUAUAUUUAGCACAAGCUGUCUUUAAUACCAUGGCAUUACGCUGGGAUGAUUCCACUUGCAAUGGUGGUUUAAGAUGGCAAAUUUUUGUCUGGAACUCUGGUUAUUCAUACAAGAACUCUGUUUCUAAUGGUGCACUUUUCCAUAUGGCCGCAAGAUUAGCAAGGUAUACGGGUAAUCAAAGUUAUGUUGAUUGGGCGGUUAAGGUAUAUGAUUGGAUGGAGAAGACUGGUCUAAUUUCUAAUGAUACCUACUUCAAAUUUGUGUAUGACGGAGCAAGUAUUGAAACAAAUUGUACAGAUAUAACACAAUUUCAAUGGACUUAUAAUCAGGGAUUAAUAUUAUCGGGUUGUGCCUAUUUAUAUAAUCAUACUGAAGACAGUAAAUGGUUAACAAGGACAGAACAAUUUGUGAAUGGUUCUGCUGUAUUCUUUAAUAAUAGUAUAGUAUAUGAAGCAGCUUGCCAGGGGAGUAAAAGAUGUGAUAAUGAUCAACGUUCAUUCAGAGCAUAUUUUGCUCGUUUUCUAGGUGUCACUGCACAAUUAGUGCCAACUACAAAAGAUAUAAUUAUGGAUUGGAUUAAUACUUCAGCAUAUGCUGCAGCACAAGCAUGCUCAGGUGGUACAGAUGGUCAUACUUGCGGAUUAAAUUGGUUUAACAUAGGAUGGGAUGGGUAUUAUGGCCUUGGAGAGCAAAUGGGUGCCUUAGAAUUUUUAGUAAAUACCAGGGCUUUAGACAUGCCAGCUCCAUACACAAGUUCAAAUGGUGGUUCAUCUACUGGUAAUGGAGCUGCUGGUACUGAGAAGCCACCUACUAACUUAGGGCCUUUGCAUAUAACUGAUGGCUCAAAGGCAGGUGCUGGAAUCAUAACUUGUGUAAUUGGGCUAUCAAUUCUUCUUUGCACAACAUGGUUGGCACUGUAA
Molecule: messenger RNA, 1350 nt
Organism: Henningerozyma blattae CBS 6284
Lineage: Eukaryota; Fungi; Ascomycota; Saccharomycetes; Saccharomycetales; Saccharomycetaceae
Product: glycoside hydrolase family 76 protein
Exons: 1
Coding region: 1-1350 (449 amino acids)
Biological process (GO): fungal-type cell wall biogenesis; carbohydrate catabolic process; budding cell bud growth
Molecular function (GO): mannan endo-1,6-alpha-mannosidase activity
Source: RefSeq, a predicted model, not a curated record